GCUCGCUCUGCCCCUAGUGAGUGCGCGCCGAACAACCUUGAUACGCGCAUGCGUAGACCAAGAGCAUUUCCCAGUGUUUUUGUGUGUUGAAUUCCCGCCAAUUCUGCUUGUGCUCCUGUCCUGAUCGAAAAGAAAAAAUGGAAGGAUUCGAUGAUGCCGGCGUGUUUUACUCAGACGAUCUCCGAGACAUGCAAAACGAUGGUGCGAGCCAAACCCGACAGGCAGUCAAGCAAAAGCUGAAAGAGUUUCUCAGAAUGUACCACGACGGAAACUUUCACUACAAAUACAGAGAUACCCUGAAAAGAAACUACAAUAUCGGACAAUAUUACUUGGAGGUAAACUUGGAAGACCUGGCAAGCUUUAACGACACCCUGGCUGAUAAGUUUUACAAAGAACCAGCCGAACACCAUCCGCUUUUUGAAGAGGCUGCUAAAGAGGUGGCCGGAGAAAUUACCGCUCCUCGUCCGGAAGGUGAGGAGGAAGUUCAGGAUAUCCAAAUAAUUGUCCAGUCCGACGCCAACGUCACCUCCCUGCGUGGUCUGCACUCGGAAAGCGUGUCCCGCAUGAUCAAAAUCCCUGGCAUUGUGAUCGCCACCUCUGGUAUCAGGGCCAAAGCUACAAAAAUGUCCAUCCAAUGUCGGGGCUGCCAAAACGUCAUUCCCAACCUAAUGGUGAAACCCGGCCUCGAAGGCUACAUCCUGCCCAGAAAAUGCAACCAGGAACAAGCUGGCCCCACCAAGUGUCCGUUGGAUCCGUUUUUCAUCUGUCCUGACAAUUGUGUCUGCGUUGAUUACCAAAUCAUUAAGCUGCAGGAGCUCUCAGACUCUGUACCUCAAGGAGAAGUUGCCAGACAUAUGAAACUUUAUUGCGAAAAGUACUUGUGUGACAAAGUUGUUCCUGGAAACCGUGUCAUCGUCACGGGCAUUUUCUGCAUCAAGAAGGUCAACCUGGGCAGCAAGGUGAGAGGAGAAAAACAAACUGUGGGAGUUCGAGCUCCUUACAUCCGAGUUUUGGGCAUCAGCUCUGACUCUUACGACGCCGGAGUAAGUUCCUCUGGUCCGCCACUCACUGCCGAGGAGGAAGAGUCCUUCCGUCGUCUUGCUGCUUCGCCCGACGUUCACGACAGAAUUGCCAAGAGCAUUGCACCCAGCAUUUUUGGAGCCGAGGACAUGAAGAAAGCCAUUGCCUGUCUUUUGUUUGGCGGGUCAAGAAAGCGAAUGCCUGACGGUCUGACUAGGAGAGGUGACAUCAACGUCCUGCUCCUUGGUGACCCCGGCACUGCCAAGUCUCAGUUGCUCAAGUUUGCUGAAAAGGUCUCUCCCAUUGGUGUCUACACCUCAGGAAAAGGAUCUUCGGCCGCUGGUCUUACAGCCUCGGUCAACAGAGACCCUCAAACUCGCAAUUUUGUGAUGGAAGGAGGUGCCAUGGUUUUGGCCGACGGCGGUGUCGUCUGCAUCGACGAGUUUGACAAAAUGAAGGAAGACGACCGAGUGGCCAUUCACGAAGCCAUGGAGCAGCAGACCAUUUCCAUCGCCAAGGCUGGUAUUACGACCACCCUGAAUUCGAGGUGCUCCGUUCUGGCUGCAGCGAACUCAAUUUACGGCCGUUGGGAUGAGACGAAGGGAGAGGAGAACAUUGACUUCAUGCCCACAAUUUUGUCUCGAUUUGACAUGAUCUUUAUUGUCAAGGACGAGCACAGUCAACAGAGGGACAUGACUUUGGCCAAGCACGUCAUGGGUGUCCACAUGAAUGCUAGAAAUGUUGACGAGGAGACAGCGGAAGGAGAAAUGUCUUUGAACUUCAUAAAAAAGUACAUCAGUUACUGCCGUUCGCAUUGUGGCCCUCGUCUCUCCGAAGCUGCUGGCAACAAGUUGAAAAACCGAUAUGUUGUGAUGAGGAAUGGUACCAAAGAACAUGAAAGGGAAACGGAAAAGAGAAUGAGCAUCCCUAUCACUGUCAGACAACUUGAAGCCAUCAUUCGUAUUUCCGAAUCUUUGGCCAAGAUGCAACUUCUGCCUUUUGCUACCGAAACUCAUGUCGUCGAGGCACUGAGACUCUUCCAGGUCUCGACAUUAAACGCUGCCAUGUCAGGAAGUUUGGCUGGUGCGGAAGGUUUCACCACUCAGGAGGAUCACGAGACUAUUGUGAUGAUUGAACAGCAGCUCAAAAAGCGCUUCCCUAUCGGCUGUCAGGUUUCUGAGGCCAACGUAAUUUCCGAUUUCUCGAGGCAAAAGUACCCUGAGAGGUCCAUUUACAAGGUGAUCCACACCAUGAUUAGACGAGGGGAGCUGCAGUACCGUCUUCAACGCAAGAUGCUCUACAGAGUAAAGUGAAGACUCGAAUAAGACGAUGUCAAGUCUAAUUUAUAUUGCUCCUUAUUGUAAUAACGGGAAUAAAUAAUUUUGGAUUAAUAAUACAAAUUAUACCA
Molecule: messenger RNA, 2428 nt
Organism: Neocloeon triangulifer
Lineage: Eukaryota; Metazoa; Arthropoda; Insecta; Ephemeroptera; Baetidae
Gene: Mcm5
Product: DNA replication licensing factor Mcm5
Exons: 13
Coding region: 138-2333 (731 amino acids)
Biological process (GO): DNA replication initiation; DNA replication; double-strand break repair via break-induced replication
Cellular component (GO): nucleus; MCM complex
Molecular function (GO): single-stranded DNA binding; 3'-5' DNA helicase activity; DNA replication origin binding
Source: RefSeq, a predicted model, not a curated record